Molecule: messenger RNA, 2483 nt
Organism: Spinacia oleracea (spinach)
Lineage: Eukaryota; Viridiplantae; Streptophyta; Magnoliopsida; Caryophyllales; Amaranthaceae
Product: exocyst complex component EXO70B1
Exons: 1
Coding region: 225-2117 (630 amino acids)
Biological process (GO): exocytosis
Cellular component (GO): exocyst
Molecular function (GO): phosphatidylinositol-4,5-bisphosphate binding
Source: RefSeq, a predicted model, not a curated record
AAAACUCGAAACCAAGGAAAAAAAACUGUCCUUUUCCAAUCUCAUUUUCCUCUCACUUUCCCCUUUUACUCAUCCUAUUUCUUUCAAUUUCCCUGUGUUCAUCUUUCUUCUUCACAAAUUACAAACCCUAAAGAUUAUUCAUUUUAUAUCACUAAGAUUAGUCUACUUAAAACUGCUUUGAAUUUGUCUGAAUCUUUUUUUUUUUUAAUUUUAAAUUUAAUAAAAUGGCUGAAAACAACAGCAACGGAGAAGAGAAAUUACUAGCCGUCGCACGACAAAUUGCCAAAUCACUCGGUCAUUCCAAUUCUAUGACCGACGACAUUAUCAACAUUUUCUCCACUUUUGACGGACGUUUCUCACGCGACAAACUUUCGCCGUCUUCCGAUAAUAUGUUACCGGACCGCCCUAACUCCGCUGACAAACCAUCCUCCGCGGUUGCUACUUUGGAGGAAUGUAUUACUUCGCUUGACCGUCAGAUCUCUCAAUCUCUCUCCUUUGACCGUCCUCUAUGGUUUGACCCUGCCGACUCCUCCGCCUUCCUUGAACUACUCGACGAGUUGAUCGCCACUAUACGCGACUUUACUCCUCUUGCGCGCGACAAUAAGGCGCUUGCUGUCACGUUGGAUCGCGCUGAGGAGCUGCUUCAGUCGGCCAUUUUUAAGCUGGAGGAGGAGUUUCGCGGUCUGGUUCAGCGGGGUGCUGACUCGUUUGACUCCACUCGGGACUCGUCUGAUUCAGACUCCGACGGCGUAGAAGACGACGGAGGAGGUGAGAUUCCGGUGGCUCAUCCUGUAACUGAUUUCAACAUCAUUAUCGACGCUUUACCGGCGGCGACGAUUAGCGACCUCCAUGAAAUUGCGAGGCGUAUGGUGGCGGUGGAGUACGGCAGGGAGUGUUCACACGUUUACAGCGCUUGUCGGCGGGAAUUUCUCGAGGAGAGUUUGUCAAGGUUAGGGUUACAGAAAUUGAGCGCCGAUGAAGUCCAGAAGCUCCCAUGGCCGGAGCUUGAGGAUGAGAUCGAACGGUGGUGUAAAUCGGCGGUUUUCUCUCUCCGAAUUUUAUUUCCUUCCGAGAGACGCCUCUGUGAUCGCAUUUUCUUCGGAUUUCCGUCGACUUCGGAUUUCGCUUUCAUGGAGGUUUGCCGUGGUUCGACGAUUCAGCUGUUGAAUUUCGCCGAUGCGAUUGGGAUUUCGAGUCGUUCACCGGAGAGACUGUUUAAGGUGCUCGAUAUUUAUGAGACUCUGAGGGAUUUGAUUCCGGAAUUCGAGAUUUUGUUCUCUGAUCAGUACUGUGUUUUUCUGAGGAAUGAAGCCAUAACCAUUUGGAAGAGGCUUGGGGAAGCAAUCCGAGGAAUAUUUAUGGAAUUGGAGAAUUUGAUUCGGCGUGACCCGGCAAAGGUUCCAGUACCUGGUGGCGGGCUUCAUCCAAUAACUAGGUAUGUGAUGAAUUACCUUCGUGCUGCGUGUAAAUCGCAACAGACGCUGGAACAGGUGUUUGAGGAGGAGAGGGAGCGAGGGAUGUCGGGAAUGAGCUCAUUGUCAGUCCAAAUGGCGUGGAUUAUGGAGUUAUUAGAGAGUAAUUUGGAGGCAAAAUCAAAGGUUUAUAAGGAUCCUGCUUUGAGCUCUGUGUUUAUGAUGAAUAAUGGGAGGUACAUUGUCCAGAAAGUGAAGGAUAGUGAGCUUGGAUUUUUGUUAGGAGAUGAUUGGAUUAGGAAACAUAAUGUGAAAGUUAGGCAGUUUCAUGUUAAUUAUCAGAGGAGUACUUGGAAUAAGGUGGUUGGGGUGUUGAAGGUGGAGAAUGGCGGUGGAAGUAAUGUUAAUGGGGGGUUGAAUUCGAGGCCUUUGAAGGAGAGGUUUAGGAUGUUCAAUGCUUACUUUGAGGAGAUAUUAAAGGUACAAUCUAUGUGGGUCGUGUUUGAUGAUCACUUGAGGGAUGAACUGAAGACCUCUGUUACUCAAAAUCUGUUGCCUGCUUAUCGGAACUUCAUUGGAAGGUUCCAGAACUCUCCUGAAGCUGGAAGGAACCCGGAGAAGCAUAUCAAAUACAGUGUUGAGGAUGUUGAGGCUCAGAUUAACAAUGAUCUGUUUCGGGGUAAUAGUAAUGGUGGAAGAAGAUGAAAGCUGUUGGCUAGUUGAUGAGCAAAAAUGUUGUUGUUUGUUGUAGAACAGUGUAAACAAGUUUGUAUUGGUUUAGAAAAAUGUAUCAAUUUAUGGAAAUGUCGAUUGAAAUCAUAGGUCUCUUUCAAAAAUUUUGGUGACUGGUGAGUAGGUUUCUUACGUCGGAGUGUAAAAUUUUGGUGUUCCGGUAGUUUUAACACUGGGGUGUAUAAAUGUGUAAUUUGGCCUUAUGUAUUACUUUACCUUGUGUGAAAGCCAAAAUUUCAUUCUGUCGAUUGCUUAUUUUGGCAAAACAAUUUCUGAUGAGUCAUUUACAGUGGUGUAUAAUUGAAUCCAUUUGAUUAUGUAAUUGCACUUUCUACUUCA